AUGAAGAAUGUUAUUCAUUCCAUAAUAUUUUUUGAAAAAGUUCCUGAAGAAAUAUCUGAAAAAGAUAAAAGAAAUUCACAAAUAGAAUACAUUAAUAUUAUAGAAGAAAAAAAUGCAAAUAAAAAAAAAAAGAAAUGGAAUGUAAAUUAUAUACAGUACAAUUUAAAAAAAAUUAUUGACCGUUUAAGGGUCAAAAAAAAAUAUAAUAAAAAUAAAUGUGGACAUAAAAACCUAUUCUUGAAUAAAUAUUAUUUGGCAAAGAAUAAGAUUUCAUCAAUUAAUUUAAUUAAUUUUAAAUUCAUUAAAAAAAAAAAAAAAAAAAAAAUGAAUAAAUUGUCAGUAAAUGAAAAUUUAUUAAAUAUAAACAAAAAGUGUGUAUGCAACUUAAACUUCAAUGAAACAAAUAAUUUAAAUGUAGAUAAAGAUAAUAUAAAAAAAUGUAACUUUAGUGAUAUUGACAACAGUAUGAAUAAUAGUAAAAAAAUGAACAUUUAUAUAAAUAAAUAUAUUGACAAUUACGAUAAAAAUGUAACAGAAGAAAAGAAAAAAGAAAUAAAAAGUAGACAGUAUCUUUCUUUUUUAACUUCACCAAUGACAAAAGAGAAAAAAAAAAAGACAAAUUUAUGUGUUGAAAAUUCUUGUUAUUUUUCUUGUAAAAUGUUAAAAAAGGAAAACUGUUCAUCAAAAGAUAUAUAUAUAUCACCAUUUUAUUUUCAGGAAAAUUUCAAUAACUUUCCUAUUUAUUGUAACCAUAAAAAUAAAAAAAAAUAUGACAUUGCAAUGCCACUAAAAGGAAAACAAAAUUUAUCGAAAAGUACUAUAGAUUCUAAUGUAACCAAAAGAAAAGAAACAAGAGAAAAAAUAAAUGGAAAAAGUAAAGUAUAUUUAAAUGAAGAAAAUGUAUAUAAAACAAAAAAAAAAAAUUCAUAUGAAGAAAAUAAAUAUAUUAUGAAAAUAAACAAAGGAAAGCAAAUAAAAAAAGAAACUGAAGGAUUUAUAUUUAAUAAUAAUGAAAAUAAUAUAUUUAUUAAUGAAUUAAAUAAUACAAAAAAAUUAAUCACACAUAAUUUAAAAAAAAAUGAUGAUUCAAUCGACGAAAUUAUUCAAUUUGAUACGAUAAAAGAAGUCUACGAAAAUAUUACUAGUAAUGAUUAUAAAAAUGCAUUAAGAGAAGGUGAAUAUGAUCAAAUAGACACAAAAUAUAACAGUGAAAAUGAUUUAAAAAAUAUUCGUAUAAUUAAGAAUUCAAGUUAUAAAUUCAUAGAAUUAUGCUCUCAUGAACAAAUAAAACCUUCAUCUGUAAAUAAGCAUUUUAAAGAUAGUAUGGAAAAUAUAGAAACUAAUUCUACUAAAGAUGAUAAUAAUCAAUUAAGAGAAGAAUCAUCAUAUAAAAAUUUCCAUAAAAAAAGCGAUAGAUACAAAAAAUAUACAAGUAAUAAAAAUGAAAUAAACAUUAAUAAUAGUAGAUGCAUUUCAUAUAGUGAGAAUAACAAUUUUUCCUUUUAUGAUAAUGAAGAUUAUCAUGAUAUAACUAUGAGUGAACUUCCCAAAGAAAGGAUUAACAAAAAUAUGUUAAAAUAUAAAAUUCCUGUUGAUAUUGAACGAAUAAAAAACAAAGAAAUGAAUGAUAUAAUGAAGAAAACAACGGAUAACUUCCCAAUGAAAAAUGACAAAAAUGUUACAAAAGAAGAAUUGAUAAAUGUAAAAAGUCCUACCAUCAAAUUUAUAAAAUUAGAUAAGAGAAAUAAUAAAAAAGAAAAUAAUUUUUUAGCAGAUAUAUAUAAUUUAAAAUGUGUAAAAAAAAGCAAAAAUGAAGAAAGAGAAGAUGAAUUAAUAAAUUAUAAUUUCGUAGAAAAAAAAAAAGAAAAAAAAGAUGAUAAUUUCUUAAGUUAUAACAAGGAUAAUAAAAAGAAAAUUAUAUAUAAUAGAAUUUACAAAAAUUAUUUGAAAAAUAAAAAUAAGGCUACUUGUGAGUUCAUAAAAAAAAAUAGUUUUUACUCAAAACAAUCAAUAAUAGAAAAGUUUUUAUAUUUUAGAAAAGAUGUUGAAAAUAAAAAAAAUAAAGAAGAAUAUUUAAAUAGUAAUGAAAUAAAAUAUUCUAAAGAUUCUUUACAUAAAGAAAAAAGUGAAUAUUUUAAUUCAAUACAGGAUAUAUAUCACCUUAAUGAAUUAAAAAUAAAAAAAAAAAUGAAAAAUUUAAAAAAGAAUAGAAUAGCAAAAUUAUUUGUAGAUAAUGAUAAUAUUUAUGUAAAAGAUUUAAAAAUAUAUACAAAUGAAAAAAGAUACAAAAAUGUUAUAUCAAAUGUAAGUAAUAUAAAAAUAACACAAAGAGAAAUUUUGAGUUUGCCUCAAAACCCAGUACAUUUAGGAGAACUAGAGAAUUAUAAAUGUAAACUGAAUAGAAGUAUUGAGAUACCAGCAUUAAAAAUAGAAAGUGAAGAUAUAAACCUUUUUAAAUAUAAAAACACAUGGUAUGAGUUAUUUUUUUAUAACAACACUAAUAACAAAGAAACUCUUUAUAAUUAUUUAAUAAUGCGUCUAAAUUUUGAAUUAAUGAUUAAUCAAGUGAAGGAUAUAGUAAUAAUUGAUAAAAAUACAGAACAUUUUAAUUACCCUUAUAUAUACAAUGCCUAUUUAAUACCACCAAUAAAUGUUCAUGAAGUAGAAAAUUCAUUAAGAAUACAAAAAAUAACAAGUGAUAAUUCUUUUAUAAAUAAAGGUUCGUGGAAUUUUUUAAAAAUAAAGAAUGAAUCUAAUUCUUCUAUAAAAAUGUUAUCAAAUAGUGAUUAUAUAGAUAUGUAUGAUUCUUUUUGUUCAACCAAAAAGAAUUUAUAUAUUCCUUUAAAAAAUUAUCACAGUAGUAACAAGGAUGCUAAAAUUUAUACUUCAAUAUAUAAUGAAAUCAAUCAAAAUAAAAAUAAUUUAGAAAGUAUCAUAGAUGAUAAUGGAAAGGAAAGAAAAAAGGAGCAUGUUAGUUCUUUUUUAGAAAACAAUAUAAGAGAAAAAAACGAAUUAGAAGUAGAGAAAGAAAUAAAAAGAAAUAAAGUAAAAAUAGAUAAAAAUAAUAUAUAUUAUAAUGAAAAAAAUGAAAGUAUGAAUAACAACUUAUUAUCCGAUACUCAAUACAAAAAAGUUGUUUUUCUUGAUAGUUUAUUGUAUAAUGCCCCGUAUGUAUAUAUGACAUUUGCGAAUAGUAAAAUUGAACCUAUUUUUCCAUAUAUAUGUGAAAAUAUAUUUUUUCUUUUUGAAUAUUAUUAUAAUUACUUAAAUAAUUCAAUUAAGCAUUUAAAGGAAAAUAGUUUAAAAAAUAAACUUGUAGUACCUAAUAAAAAUGAAAAUAAAGAUAUUAAUAUAAUAGAUAAGACAAAGAUUAUAAAUAGUUCGAGGGAAUAUAUGAAAGAAGACAAUAUAAAAGAAUUUGUAGAUAUAAAGAAUAAUUCUAUAAGAAAAAAUCUACUCAAUAAUAAAUUAAAUAGUAUUUCGGAUUAUAAAGAAAAAUAUGAUUCUAUAAAUAAAACAAACUCAGUAGACAUAAACAAUUUCAAAAUAAGAAACUUCAUUAACUCAAAAUUGUAUGAUUCAAUAUUUAAUAAAAUUAGAGAUAAAAAUACUAAAAAAAUAAAAAAAAAUCUGGAUAAAGAAGAUGUUGAAAUACCUAUAUAUCUAUGGAUUGUUUUUGGUGGUAAAGAUAUGAAAUCAAUGGACUCUUUAAAUAUUGUUUAUAAAAUUUUAAGAUAUGCAACAGAAAUACCACCAGUAGAAUACGAAAAAUAUGUAAGAAAAUUGAAAAGAGUUAAGAUAAAAAAAAAUCAAAAAGAUAAUUCAAAUGAUAAUUUAUGUGCAGAUGGAAAAUUUGUUGUUAACAAGAAGAUAGAUAUCAAAAGAUAUGUUGAUAUAAAAAUGGAAAAAACUCCUCAAAAUAGAUAUCAACAAUGUAACUUUCUUAAUAGUGAUAUAAGAAAGAAUAUACCUAAUAAUAAGAAAAGUUCAUAUAAACAUAUAAAUAAAAAAAAUUUAUCUCAUAGAAGAGAAUUACCUGAAUUACCUAAAGAAAUAUUUUGUAACAAAAAUUUAUAUAAUACUUCUAUGGAUAUAUAUAAUAGGAUAGUAGCUUAUUAUAAUGAAUAUAAUAAUAAUUAUGUAGUAUUCGGUCCAAAUAAUUAUAAUGAAUUUUUAGAUAUGUAUUAUGAAGAAAUUAAAAGAAAAAAAAAGAAAAAAAAAGAAAUAAAAAAAGAAAAAGAAAAAGAAGAAAAAGAAAAAGAAAAAGAAAAGGAAGAAAAUGAAGAAAAGAAAGAAAGGAAUGAAAAAGAAAGGAAAAAAAAUAUUUAUAUAGAUAAAAAUAGGAAAUAUUUAAAAUCUUCAGAAAUAAGCUAUAGUACUAGUAAUGAAGAGAAUUUAUUUUGUGAAUAUUUUAAAAAAAAUAAAAAUAUUUCAUGUUCUAAUAGUGUUACACUUAAUGAUUGUCUUGAUAAUUUAAAUAAUUUUCCUUGUGAGAAAAAUGUAGGUGAAAACGAAGGGGAAUCCUAUGAUUUUUUUAUAGAAAAAAGUGACGAAUCUAGUAAUUUAAGUACAGAUGAUGAAUUAUUCAAUUUUAUAUCUUAUCAUAUGCAAGGCAGGAAUCCUUCUUUUGAAAAAAGAAAAAAAAAUUUCAGAAAUGAUAAAUUGAAUUACACUGAUAUAUAUGGUCCACUUAUAUUUAAAAACAAAAAAAAAACACAAAAAGUAAAAUAUUCUUUUUUAUUAUUAGAUUACCCAGCUUACAAUAAUAGCAUAGGACAUCCUUCUCCUCUUACAUUUAAAACAAGUGCAUUAGCUGCAUUAAAAGAAGCAAUAAAAGAAAUUAAAAAAACAAACGGAAAUAAAAACAUAUGCAUAAAUAUAUUUGGUUAUUCUUUAGGGUGUAGUGUAAGCUUACAAUUGUUACUAGAUAUAGCAAAAAGUUUAUACAAUGAUUUUUUUGAGGAUGCAAAUAAAACUCCUUUUGAAAAAAAGGAAUCUGAACCAAUUAAAGAAGUAAAAAAUGAAGGUAAUCUAUACAUAAAAUUAAAUCAAAACAACCAAAAAAUUAAUGAGUAUGUGUAUGAUGAAAAAAAAAUACUGACUUUUCAAGAUAUUUUUAUUGAUAAAAUUAAUUCAGACAAAAUUUUACAUGAACAGUUCAUAAAAAGGAAGAAUGGCAAGGAAAAAGAAAAAAUAAAAUUAGAAAAUAUACACAAAAAUAACGUUUUUGAUAAUAUAUCAUAUAUUAGAAAUAGUGAUAAAUGGUUUGAUAUAAAUAACUGUUCGUUUUACAGUAGUGAAAACAAUAUUAUUCGUAAAAAAUAUAUUGAUAAUAGCUAUUGUAAAAAGCUAGAUACAAAAAUGAAAAAUGAACUGAAUAACAAUAAUCCUAUUAAAACAAUUACAAUUAAUGAAAUAUUAAGCAUUGUAAAAAGCAAAAAAAAAUUAAAAGAAAAUAUAUUGAAAAAUGAACUGAAAAUAACAAUUAAUAAGGUUGUAUUAGUUGCACCAUUUACUAACACACAAAAAUUGGUAAAAAGUGUCUUAAAAAAUAGUAUUUUUUAUUUGUUAAGUUCUUUUGUUAUGAAUAAAAAAUGUUCAUAUGUUCAUUGGGACAAUAUGAUAGUGUUAAAAGAAUUUUUUAAAAUAAUUAAUGAUUUCAAGAAAAAUAAAUAUUUAACUGAGAUUUUUCAAAAUUUAACAAUUGAUUUCAUACAUGGUAAAAAAGAUACACUAGUUAAUUAUGAAAUGAGUUUGAAACUAUUUAAACUAACAAAUAAAAUGAUCAUAAAAUAUUCAUUAAAUAAUAUAAAAUGCUUUUUACAUAUAUUUGAAAAUGAAUAUCAUUCUUCUAUUUUAAAUUCUGAUUCAGAAAAUAGAAUUCUACAAAUUAUUUUUAAACCACUUAGAUUGCACCCAUUUAGUACAAUUAAUAUUCAUAAAUUUCAUUUUAAUCUUUAUAAAGAUAUGUACUUGCUAAAGACUGUUUAUUUACAAUAUAUUGCAAAUGCUUGUUCAAAAAGAAUUAAUAUGUGA
Molecule: messenger RNA, 6036 nt
Organism: Plasmodium gallinaceum
Lineage: Eukaryota; Apicomplexa; Aconoidasida; Haemosporida; Plasmodiidae
Product: conserved Plasmodium protein, unknown function
Exons: 1
Coding region: 1-6036 (2011 amino acids)
Source: RefSeq, a predicted model, not a curated record